This is a messenger RNA of Linum trigynum, 1430 nucleotides long. Lineage: Eukaryota; Viridiplantae; Streptophyta; Magnoliopsida; Malpighiales; Linaceae. The record is from the annotation of a GenBank genome assembly.
GUAGAGGGCAUGUUUGAUAAAAUGACAUAAUAGAGUGGUAUAUUAUACCUAUAUAAAAAAAAAUGAGAUCAGAUCGGUUGAAUUUUUGUAUGAAAUUGAGAAGCUGAGUCGCAUGAGAAUGGAUGCCGAUCCACCCAAAUUCGUUCAGCUGCCCAAUAAUCGGUUUUCAGAACCCUGGGUGCCAGCUGCCAAGUCGCCCCUUGAUAAUUAGGGUCUUAGGUGAACUAUUGAUUGUCCAAUAAUCUCUUCCCUUUGCAUUCCAGUCAGAACUCAAGUUUUUUAGUCAACCACAAAAAAAAAGAAAAAAAAGAAACUCGAGCGAGGUGAAAGGAUGGGAGACGAGAAGGUGAAAAGUGAGGCGAUGCAGAUAAUUGGGAUGUUUCAGGUUCUGCCCAGAUUAGUCGUCUUUGAUCUCGACUACACUCUCUGGCCUUUCUACUGUGAAUGUCGCUCCAAAAGGGAAAUGCCAUCUUUGUAUCCUCACGCCAAAGGCAUAUUGUACGCCCUGAAGGACAAGGGGGUUGAUAUGGCUAUUGCAUCCAGGUCACCCACCCCUGAUAUUGCCACCACGUUUCUUGACAAACUCAACAUCAAGUCCAUGUUUGUAGCGCAGGAAAUCUUUUCCAGCUGGACACACAAAACAGAACAUUUCCAGAAGAUCCAUUCGAGGACUAGUGUACCGUUCAACUCAAUGCUCUUCUUCGACGAUGAGGAUAGGAAUAUUAAUACGGUCUCAAAAAUGGGAGUAACAAGCAUUCUAGUGGGGAACGGGGUGAAUCUUGGAGCACUGAAGGAAGGACUCACGAGGUUUUCACAAAACACAAAUGCGGUGGAAAAGAACAAGCAGAGGUGGAAGAAAUUUUCUCAGAAGCCAAACGCAACUUCGUCCAAGGAAAAAGAGGAUGAUUGAAUGCAAACAACUGUGUGCCUCUACUUUUGAACCAUAUAUUGUAACAACCAACAAUUGGACAAAACACUGUUGUUGUGCCUGCCUUUACUUUGGGCCAAAAUGUGUCUCCUUUCCUGCCAUUUUAAUAGGUUGCGAUAUUGUAUCCAGAGUUCCAAGUUGUGUCUUUAAGAUUUUGACCAGAACAGCCAAGUGUCUGUCUGUUCUCAUAGCUGAUGAAAUCCAAGUUCUGAGAAAUGGACUUUGGCAAUUCAGACUCCCUAGCCAUGGUUCAUCUGCCAAAAACUACGAUCUUUCUCCAUCAAUUGUUGUUAUUAGAGACUGGGACUGUUCUUAACAUCACUCUCUUAGAUAGGUGAACCGAGUGGGCGAUGCUCUUGCCGGAAAAAGAUGUGAUUGCGUGGAAUGUGAAAGCAGAUAAGGAUGCAAUUUGUUAGGCUGUAAUUGUAUUUGACCAUCCCUGCAGGGUGUUGCUAUUUCCUUUCACCUAAGGGGGGGGGGAAAACAAAACAUUUCUCAUAUU